Molecule: messenger RNA, 1470 nt
Organism: Eutrema salsugineum
Lineage: Eukaryota; Viridiplantae; Streptophyta; Magnoliopsida; Brassicales; Brassicaceae
Exons: 6
Coding region: 31-1470 (479 amino acids)
Source: RefSeq, a predicted model, not a curated record
CGGAGUCGGUCUCGAGAUACUUUCCAAAGCAUGCACACCUCAAGCACUGCAAUUCCGGAUUCCGAGCAAUCUAGGGCCCGCAGCCACAUGGAAAUUGAGGACUUAGUCGAUCAGCCAAACCGAAGACAUUGUAUCCGUCUUGACCCUAUGUACGAAGAUGGGACUUGGUUUAAGUUGUCGCAUGCGAUAACUAAAGCGAUAUUUCGGAUGCUCCAUAACUUGUUGGACAAACCGUAUGAGAGAUACUCAUACAUGCCGAGACACGAAAAGGAUUUAUGGCAUCGUACUUUCGCGCAAGAGUUCACUUGGGACCGCCACCAUACAACGAAUGUUCUCAACACUUUCGACAAGUAUGCCACUACCCAGUACUCGCAGCACAUGUACGAGUGGAAGCAGAAGUGGCUUCAGAAGAAACAUAAGCCAAAAGAUCUUGAAGACGAUGUUUGGAAAGGAUUUUGCGAGUAUUGGGAUAAACCAGCAACGAAGAAGCUUUCAACAACCAACUCGAAGAAUCGAAGGAGUGAACGGAAUGGGAAAGGGAUGUACAUUCACAACGGAGGUGCAAAGACUAUCGAACGAGAAGCGAUGGAAAUGGCAAAAAAAGCCGGUGGAAUUCCUCCGGAUUUUCUUGAGCUUUUGGAAAUAAGACACACAAACAAAAAGACCGGUGUUAUCCAAGAUCCGGAGAUUCGUGAGAAGAUUGAAAUCUGCAAAAAGAGGAAGGAGGACAAGAUUGUGGAACUCUCGCAAUUCAAUCCCGAUGGAUCGACUUCUUCAAACGAGAUACUCCGAGAAGAGAUCAACGACAUUGUUCUCAGUGAAAUUCGAAAAGUGAAGGGCAGAUUUGUCGGGUUAGGCGGACUCCCGAGCCAAGAGUCUUCUUCUUCAAGUUAUUAUGCCCCAUCUGCAAACUACAAAGCUGACAUAGAUAAACUAUCUCUAACGGUUAGAGAGCGUGAUGAGGAGGUUGCAGAGCUUAAGGCCGCUAACCAGUCAACCCAACAAGAACUAUCUGAUCUGAAAGCCGUUGCCCCUUGGAAGAAGGGUAAAGUUUUAGGGAUGAGAUCCAUCCAUGAUACCCCGAUCGCUACUGUGACUGGUCAUAUCCGGGCAAAGGAUCCAGUGGUUAUUCGCCAGGAGCUCCACCAGAUGCGGACGCAAUACAAGACGAAGAUCGACAAGUUGUACGGUUUCUUUGAUAUUUUGGGCGCCGAGAACCCGUUGCUCCAAGCACAGUUGGUCAGAUUGCGGGCAGCUGGAGUUCUCGGCGCAUCUUCUUCAUCCUCAAGGAGGCAACCAUCGGUGCAGACGGACGAGGAGAUGUUCCGGUCUCUCGGGGUUAAUCCUCCUAGAACCGGGGAUCAGGCGCUGGAAAACUCCAACCGAAGAGCCGGCAAGGAACCUGCGGACCAAGAUGGGGAGCAAGACGAUGCGGAGAUAGACAACAUUAGUGUAGAUUUAGGUCUUUAA